Molecule: messenger RNA, 2832 nt
Organism: Strigops habroptila (Kakapo)
Lineage: Eukaryota; Metazoa; Chordata; Aves; Psittaciformes; Psittacidae
Product: cadherin-11-like
Exons: 13
Coding region: 457-2832 (791 amino acids)
Biological process (GO): adherens junction organization; calcium-dependent cell-cell adhesion; cell-cell junction assembly
Cellular component (GO): plasma membrane; catenin complex; adherens junction
Molecular function (GO): calcium ion binding; cadherin binding
Source: RefSeq, a predicted model, not a curated record
AGCUCGGAGCCUCAUUCAGCAGCCUCUGCCCGUGGAGUGUAAUAGGCUGAAGAUGCUGCCGUGUCUGCUCAGUGUCUAGUUGUGAAUGGGACUUGACUCCUCUCCCUCCUCCGGAGGUGGCCAAGGGAAGCAGCCAGCCCCGCCCGACCCGCAGCCAGAGCUGAAGUACUGGAUGAGCGGCAGCAGAAACCUUACAUCUGCAUUGUCAUCAUAGUCUCAUUAAGUGGCAUUUCAAAUGUGUGGAAUAUGCUACAUAAAUUGGCAACAAGUUUCCACUGGGUGAAGGAUUUAAGUUGGGAAGCUGCAGAACAUUAAAGAAGUGAUGUGCUUAAUGUGUGGUGGCAUCCUAUGUGCACAACAUUUUAUCUGAAACUUUUCAGUAGCCCCAAACUUUUUGACUUCCAAGGUGGAAGAGGUAGAUUCUUGGAUAUUCCUGUGCCUACAAAAUAACCAAAAAUGAAAGAGGACAAUUGUUUACAGGCCACUCUUAUCUUCCUGGGCAUGUUCUAUUACAGCCAUGCCAUAACUACAGAAAAACUGAACCAUGCAAGGCCAUCACUUCAUGGUCACCAUGAAAAAGGAAAAGGACAAGUUCUGCAUCGUUCAAAAAGAGGCUGGGUGUGGAAUCAGUUCUUUGUUAUAGAAGAGUAUACGGGACCAGAUCCUGUACUAGUAGGAAGGCUUCAUUCAGAUAUUGAUUCUGGAAAUGGAAACAUUAAAUACAUUCUCUCAGGUGAAGGAGCAGGAAUCAUUUUCGUUAUUGAUGACAAAUCAGGGAACAUCCAUGCAACAAAAACACUGGACCGGGAGGAGAGAGCUCAGUACACUCUCAUGGCACAAGCUGUAGACAGGAACACUAACAGACCUUUAGAACCACCUUCUGAAUUCAUUGUUAAAGUUCAAGAUAUAAAUGACAACCCGCCUGAGUUUCUUCAUGAAAACUACCAUGCAAAUGUGCCAGAGAGAUCAAAUGUAGGUACGUCAGUUAUUCAAGUAACAGCUUCAGAUGCUGAUGAUCCUACCUAUGGGAACAGUGCCAAAUUGGUUUACAGUAUUCUUGAAGGUCAGCCAUACUUCUCUGUGGAAGCUCAAACAGGAAUUAUCAGAACUGCCCUUCCGAAUAUGGACAGAGAAGCUAAGGAAGAGUAUCACAUUGUCAUACAGGCAAAAGAUAUGGGAGGACACAUGGGAGGCCUCUCAGGGACAACCAAAGUGACAAUUACACUUACAGAUGUCAAUGACAACCCACCAAAGUUCCCACAGAGUGUGUACCAGAUGUCAGUGUCAGAAGCAGCUGUCCCAGGAGAGGAAGUAGGAAGAGUGAAGGCCAAAGAUCCAGAUAUUGGGGAAAAUAGCUUGGUAUCUUACAGCAUUAUUGAUGGAGAUGGCAUGGAUAUGUUUGAAAUUACAACAGAUUAUGAGACUCAGGAAGGUGUUGCAAAGCUUAAGAAGGUCUUGGAUUUUGAAACCAAAAAGUCCUACAGUCUGAAGGUAGAGGCAGCCAAUGUACAUAUUGAUCCUAAGUUCAUCAGCAAUGGACCAUUCAAGGACACAGUAACAGUGAAGAUAUCAGUGGAAGAUGCUGAUGAGCUACCUGUGUUUUUAAAGCCAAGUUAUAUUUUUGAAGUACAAGAAAAUGCAGCAUCAGGUACCGUGGUUGGAAAAGUACAUGCCAAAGACCCUGAUGCUGCAAACAGUGCUAUAAGAUAUUCAAUUGAUCAUCACACUGACCUUGAAAGAUGCUUUAUUAUUAAUGCAGAAGAUGGCAAUAUCAAGACAAUAAAAGCUUUGGAUAGGGAAGAAAUUGCUUGGCAUAAUAUCUCUGUCUUUGCAGUUGAAGUCCACAAACAACACCGGGAAGCCAAAGUUCCAGUUGCAAUUAAAGUUGUUGAUGUCAAUGACAAUGCUCCAAAAUUUGCAGCAGCCUAUGAAGCGUUUGUCUGUGAGAAUGCUCGAAGCAAUCAGCAAUUUAUUACAAUUAGUGCUGAUGACAAGGAUGACUCAGCUAAUGGACCAAGAUUUACCUUCAGUUUACCACCAGAAAUUAUUCAUAAUCCAAAUUUUACACUCAGAGACAACAGAGAUAACACAGCAAGUGUUCUUGUUAGACGUGAAGGAUUUAGUCACCAAAAGCAAGAUUUAUAUCUUCUUCCUGUUGUAAUAAGUGAUGGUGGACUCCCGCCUAUGAGCAGCACCAACACCCUCACCAUUCGGGUCUGCAGCUGUGACAGCAAUGGCUCCUUGCUCUCCUGCAAUGCCGAAGCCUACAUCUUCAAUGCUGGAUUAAGCACUGGAGCUUUAAUUGCUAUUCUUGCUUGCAUUGUGAUUUUGUUAGUCAUUGUAGUGUUGUUUGCAACACUGAAAAGGCAGAAAAAAGAACCUCUGAUUGUUUUUGAAGAAGAAGAUGUGCGAGAGAACAUUAUUACUUAUGAUGAUGAAGGUGGAGGAGAGGAAGAUACUGAAGCUUUUGACAUAACUACUUUGCAGAACCCUGAUGGCAUCAAUGGAUGUAUUCCUCGUAAAGACAUAAAACCUGAGUACCAGUAUAUGCCAAGACCAAGGCUUUGGCCGGCUCCCAAUAGCAUUGAUGUUGAUGAUUUCAUCCACACAAGAAUACAAGAGGCUGAUAACGAUCCAACUGCUCCCCCUUAUGACUCUAUUCAGAUCUAUGGCUAUGAAGGAAGAGGCUCAGUGGCUGGUUCACUUAGCUCAUUAGAGUCAGCGACAACAGAUUCUGAUUUGGACUACAACUAUCUACAAAAUUGGGGACCUCAAUUCAAGAAACUUGCAGACUUGUACGGCUCCAAAGACACUUUUGAUGAUGAUUCUUAA